Gorilla gorilla gorilla (western lowland gorilla) is the source of this 3449-nucleotide messenger RNA. It is a transcript of the gene NDUFA5, whose product is annotated as NADH:ubiquinone oxidoreductase subunit A5. The record is from RefSeq and is a predicted model, not a curated record. Gene Ontology annotation, biological process: respiratory electron transport chain. The transcript has 4 exons. Bases 2055 to 2360 code for a protein of 101 amino acids. Gene Ontology annotation, cellular component: respiratory chain complex I. Lineage: Eukaryota; Metazoa; Chordata; Mammalia; Primates; Hominidae.
CAGAAUCUUGCUCUGUCACCCAGGCUAGAGUGCAAUGGCCCAAUCUUGGCUCACUGCAACCUCUGCCUCCUGAGUUUGAGUGAUUCUCCUGUCUCAGCCUCCAGAGUAGCUGAGAUUACAGGCACGCACCACAAGGCCUGGCUAAUUUUUGUAUUUUUAGUAGAGAGAAGGUUUUGUCAUGUUGGCCAGGCUGUCUCAAACCCUUGACCUCAGGUGAUCCUCCCGCCUCAGCUUCCCAAAGUGCUGGGAUUACAGGCAUGAGCCACCAGGCCCGGCCGAAGUUUUCUUUUCUUGUUGAUUUCUUUGUCUGGUUGGAAUCAGAGUCCACACCCGGCUGAAGUUUUUGUUUCUUGUUGAUUUCUUUGUCUGGUUGGAAUCAGAGUAAUACUUGCCUUAUAGAAUUAGUUGUUAAUUGUUUCGUCCUCUUCUAUAUUUUGGAAUAGUUUCUUAAGUGUUAUUCUUUCAUUGUUCAGUGGAAUUUACCAGCGAAGCCAUCUGGACCUGUGCUUUUCCUUCUGGAUAGGUUUUUUUUUUUCUUGCUAAUUCAAUUUCUUUAAUUAUGUUAGAUCUAGUCAGAUUUUUCUUUAUGCCUUCUUGAGUUGAUUUAGGUAGUUUGUGUUUUUCUAGGAAUCUGGCCAUUUUAUCUACUUUAUCUUUUUUAAGCAUAGUUGUUCAUAGUAUUCCUUCUUAUUCCUGUUUAUUUCAGCAAGGCUAUUAGUGAUGGUUCUUUUAUUCUUGCUUGUAUUAAAUCUUCUCUCUUUUUUUUCUUAGUUUCACUAAAGGUUUGCCAAUCUUGUUGAUCCUUUUAGGGAACCAAUUCUUGGUUUCAUUGAUUUUCUUUAUUGAUAUUCUGUCUCCUUCUUUUCUAAUCUUUAAUAUUUCCUUUCUUCUGUUUGCUUUUGGUUUAGCUUUCAUUUUUUCUAGUCUCAUGCCUCUAAUGAAAGGCCUCAUCUCUUCCAACUCAUUCUCUUCAACUGUUGCCUAAGUUGUUUGUAUAUCUGAAACAUAAAUUUGAUGGUGUCACUUAGAAGCUUAAAAGUCUUCUCAUUGUUCCCGUUCCUUAAAAAGUAAAAUUCAAAUUUUGUAUAAUGGCAAACAACACCUUUCAUAAUCUUAACCAGUUUACCUUAACAAUCAAACCCACCUUUCCAAUCACAUAAAAUCACCUGGAAUUUAUAUAUACAUUUUUAACCUCUUUUCCUUUGUACUUGUGUUUUCUCAAUUUGUUCUUUUCUCCUACUGACUUUUUAGAAAGUCACCCACGCAUUUUAGUUAUUUCCUUUUCCCUGGUACCAUCACACUUUGCAUCAACUUCUUUUAGAACAGUUACCAAAUUAUUUAUUAAUACACGCCUUCUUCAUUAUUCUUUGAAUUCCAGGAUGUGAAAUCCCAUUUUAGAAAUUAUGUCCCAGUAACUGACACAUAGUGAGUGGUCAGUGUUUGUGGAGGUAGGAAAAAGUGGUAUGGUCUGAUAUCAUUUCGUCUGGAAAAAAGAUGAUGUAUUUCAGCCAGUGAAAUCGAAAAGAGCGAUGGAAAAUGACCUCACACUCCAUAGGGCUUUGGUUCGUAAGACACAGAGUAUACUGAUAUCCUUGUGCGAAGAACUAACUUGCUGUUGAGAGAUCAAUUCAGAGGAUGCUCAUGGUCCGUUAUCACCUUCAUUUUACUAAACUGAGAAAGGAAGGUUGAGGAAUGCAUCAACGGUUAAGCACAGUGCAGGUUCCUACAGCGACUGGAGUUUUUUGGUAGUUGGGAAUGUUUCCCUCAAUCUUUGGGCAAGCCGUCAGCAGUGGCAGGAACAGGAACAGACAGCUGAGAAACCCUUUCUUUCCCCAAUCAUCUUCUAGCUUAGCUUUAGGCUUGUAUGCCCAUCGCGCAUGCGUCAAUUUUUCUCUUUUAAUAUGGGCGGGGCAGAGUCUUUGCUCCUUUGGCGAUCCUGAGGGGGUGGAGCUAAGCUGUUUCCAGGGUGACAGAGUGGCGACCUCGGUGGUCGAUUGAGCAGGUCUGAGAAUUGUUCCCAAAGGGCUGUGCGUCACCGAGUCGUCGGUGCUGUCAUGGCGGGUGUGCUGAAGAAGAGGCUAAGAAUAUUGUACACAAAGAUUCUUGAUGUUCUUGAGGAAAUCCCUAAAAAUGCAGCAUAUAGAAAGUAUACAGAACAGAUUACAAAUGAGAAGCUGGCUAUGGUUAAAGCGGAACCAGAUGUUAAAAAAUUAGAAGACCAACUUCAAGGCGGUCAAUUAGAAGAGGUGAUUCUUCAGGCUGAACAUGAACUAAAUCUGGCAAGAAAAAUGAGGGAAUGGAAACUAUGGGAGCCAUUAGUGGAAGAGCCUCCUGCCGAUCAGUGGAAAUGGCCAAUAUAAUUAUUAAGUGACUUUGAUGUGUUCAUGGGAAACUGAUGUAAUUAAAUAUUCUGUUAUAUUAAGAGUGUGUUCUUAUUACUGACAUUUUGUAAUCAAGAAAAGUGAUAUAGAAAAUAUGUAGGAGACUGUUAAAAUUGGUGAUUAUGGUAAUAUGGUCAUGUGAAUCCAUUUUUGAUUUAUAAAGUACUCACACAAGUUGUUUCAAAGAUGAUAUUUCUGUGAACAGAGAGGCCAUGGGAAGAUUUGAAAAUUAUUAAAGAAAAAUUCCUACAGAUCUUCAAUGCAGAGACCAUAAUCAAAAAGUAAACUUUCUUUAGUAGUAUAUUCAAUACAUCAUUUAAUUUUUUAAGUUAUCCUGAAGAAGAAAAGGUCCUUAAUUAUUAUAGUCUAAACAAAUUUAUAGAUUACUGUUUGAAGUAAAUAAUACGAGUGAAUAUUUUCAAAUGUGAUAAAAUAGCACAAGUGGCUGGUGAUAAAAUUUGAAAUUAUGGUUAACCUCAGCUGUGAUCUUAUGUAUGUAAAGUGAAAUUUAAAUAGAUAAUUAUAGGUUGAUUACAAAAUCCAUAGUGUCAUUUUAUUUUAGUCAUUAUUGAAUUAUACCAUUUACUCUGUUUUCUUAUAGUCUUAAUUUUAUUAUAUUUUGUUGUUACUGUAUUAUAUUUGAAAACCUUCAAAUUAGAAUACAUUGUACAGUUAAAGAAAUUGACUUGGUACUUAAAAGAAAGAUUUCCCAUUGCAUACAGGUUAUUGGAGAAAUUUUCCUUUUGUUGCAUUUGUGGAAGUUAGUUUUCUGGCCCGUGGCCUUUAAUUUUCUUAAUCAACCUAAUUACAUCAGGAUAGAGGUAGAGUUUCUGUAAAAGAAGAGACAUUAAAAGUUCCUGAAAUUUGUGUCUGGCAUACGGAUAGGCUUAUAUUCAAAACAUCUUAGUCAUACAACCAUAAAUUAAAAGUGGAGUCACUAAAUAGUUUGCAGUAUGUUUCUAAUAUAAGUGUAGGUGGGUAUCAAAACAAGACAAAUGCUGUUCAGGGAAAGAAGUUGGCAAGCUUAAGGUUAAACAAAAAUAAAAUUACAUGUGUUUUCGCCUUUUC